AUGACUCUGUGGAAUGGUGAGCUGCCUUUCUACCCCCAGCCCCGGCAUGCCCCCGGCUUCAGCGUCCCGUUGCUCAUCGUCAUUCUGGUGUUCUUGGCCUUGGCCGCCAGCUUCCUGCUCAUCUUGCCUGGGAUUCGUGGUCACUCGCGCUGGUUCUGGCUGGUGAGAGUUCUUCUCAGUCUGUUCAUAGGCGCGGAAAUUGUGGCCGUGCACUUUAGCGCACAAUGGUCAGUGGGUGGGAUGAACACCAACACAUCCUACAAGGCCUUCAGUGCAGCAAGGGUCAGCGCUCACGUUGGUCUCCACGUCGGCCUGGAGGGAAUUAAUAUUACACUCACAGGGACCCCGGUGCAGCAGUUGAACGAGACCAUAGACUACAACGAGCACUUCAACUGGCGUCUGGGUGAGAACUAUGCCGAGGAGUACUCGGAGGCACUGGAGAAGGGGCUGCCCGAUCCAGUUCUCUACUUGGCGGAGAAGUUCACCCCGAGCAGCCCCUGCGGGCUCUACCGCCAGUACCGCCUGGCGGGACACUACGCGUCCGCCACGCUGUGGGUGGCGUUUUGCUUCUGGCUCCUCUCCAACGCGCUGCUCUCCAUGCCGGUCCCGCUCUACGGAGGCCUGGCGCUCCUGACCACCGGCGCCUUCACGCUCUUCUCCAUCUUCGCCUUCGCCUCCGUCUCCAGCGUGCAGCUCUGCCCGCUCCGCCUCGGCUCCUCCACGCUCACCACUCACUACGGCGCCGCCUUUUGGGUCACCCUGGCCACCGGCAUCCUGUGCCUCCUCCUCGGAGUGGCGGUGGUGAGUCUCCACUACUCUCGACCCAGCGCUCUCCGCACCUUCUUGGACGGAAGUGGCAAGGACUAUGGUAGCCAGGCGAACAACCCACUGCAUAAGCAGUUCGGAGCCCUGGACUUAACGACUAGUACUAACCUUUGA
Molecule: messenger RNA, 939 nt
Organism: Mirounga angustirostris (Northern elephant seal)
Lineage: Eukaryota; Metazoa; Chordata; Mammalia; Carnivora; Phocidae
Gene: DUOXA2
Product: dual oxidase maturation factor 2
Exons: 6
Coding region: 1-939 (312 amino acids)
Biological process (GO): protein transport
Cellular component (GO): endoplasmic reticulum membrane
Source: RefSeq, a predicted model, not a curated record